This is a messenger RNA of Chenopodium quinoa (quinoa), 1475 nucleotides long. RefSeq names its product succinate dehydrogenase [ubiquinone] iron-sulfur subunit 3, mitochondrial-like. Gene Ontology annotation, molecular function: electron transfer activity; 2 iron, 2 sulfur cluster binding. Gene Ontology annotation, biological process: tricarboxylic acid cycle; respiratory electron transport chain; aerobic respiration. The record is from RefSeq and is a predicted model, not a curated record. NCBI's taxonomy places the organism in Eukaryota, Viridiplantae, Streptophyta, Magnoliopsida, Caryophyllales, Amaranthaceae. The transcript is spliced from 3 exons. The coding region runs from base 98 to 1045 and encodes 315 amino acids. Gene Ontology annotation, cellular component: mitochondrion.
UAUCUUUCAUUCCUUUCAUUACAAAAUAUAUCAAACGGCCGUGAAAAAAGGUCAUACACAACACGGUCGUGUGAGUUUGGAGAGAAAGACAUUAAAGAUGUGGAAAAGGUGGAUUAUUGGAGGGAAUCAGGGGCUGAAGAGAUUAGCAAUAGGGCAAGUACACAAAGUAAGAGGAUACUCUACUAAAAGGGACGAUUUUCCUACACUUGAAGGCCACCCUGCUGCCCAAACUCAUGCAGAGGAAGCCGCAACAUCACAAAGGAGAGUGCAGCAACACGCAACGGCAACAACGACAACGACGACUCAGGCUCAACCGCUGACAAAAGAGUUCCAAAUAUACCGUUGGAACCCUGACUUGCCCAACCAAAAACCCUUUCUUCAGUCUUUCUUCGUCGACCUCUCUACCUGUGGCCCCAUGGUAUUGGAUGCAUUGCAAAAGAUAAAGGCAGAGGAUGACUCAAGUUUGAGCUAUAGAAGAUCAUGCAGGGAAGGAAUUUGUGGGUCCUGUUCUAUGAAUAUUGAUGGCCUUAACACUGUGGCUUGCCUUAAGCCCAUUGAUUCCGAUAUUACUAAGCCUACCACAAUCACUCCCCUUCCUCAUAUGUUCGUUAUCAAGGAUCUCGUCGUCGAUCUCACCAAUUUCUAUAAUCAAUACAAGUCGAUUGAGCCGUGGCUAAAGACGAAGAAGGGAGCGGAGGAUGGGCGUGAACAUAGGCAAUCGCCUAAAGAUAGGAAGAAGCUUGAUGGAUUGUAUGAGUGCAUAUUGUGUGCAUGUUGCACCGCUGCAUGCCCUGCAUAUUGGUGGAAUCCAGAGAAGUACUUGGGUCCAGCAGCUUUGAUUAAUGCAUAUCGAUGGAUUUCGGACACUCGAGACGAUUAUACCAAGGAGAGAUUACAGGCUAUAACAGAUGAUGAUAUGAAAUUGUACAGCUGCAGGAUUAUCAAGAAUUGCACUGCAGCAUGUCCUAAGAGCUUAGAUCCUGCUUCUGCCAUUGACAAAAUGAAGAUGAUGGAUAGGUUUUCUAACUAUGACGAAAAUAAGUAGCAAAAUUAUGUAUGUCCAUUUGCUAUUGUACCAUCUUUCUCUAAGGCUCUAAGGUACUCUCUCUAAGUUUAGCCGUUCGUUUAGAAAUCAUCUAGUUUUUUCUUGCAAUUGUAAUUAAAUUGGUAAUUGGUAAGAUAGAGUUCGACUGUACAAUGUUGUUUACCAUACAAUCAUGAAAGGUACAUAAUCAAAUGACUUGAAUUGAGAUCAAUGACUAAAUGACUUGGGGUGCAAGGGUAAAAUAAUUUUGUAGGACGGAGAAAUAAUCAAAUGAAAGGGACAGAUCUAGUAGGUAUCAUACAUUUUGUAAUGUAAUUUUUUUUUAUUAUUAUUCCAUAAGUUAUCAGAAGCUUUUAAAGCUAAAAUUUCAUUAGAAAUGCAACAAGAAUGAUAAAUAAUGUACUGGAGUACUCCGUCGUAAGCUAAUGAA